Molecule: messenger RNA, 960 nt
Organism: Fusarium falciforme
Lineage: Eukaryota; Fungi; Ascomycota; Sordariomycetes; Hypocreales; Nectriaceae
Exons: 4
Coding region: 1-960 (319 amino acids)
Biological process (GO): transmembrane transport; L-cysteine transport
Cellular component (GO): membrane
Molecular function (GO): L-cysteine transmembrane transporter activity
Source: RefSeq, a predicted model, not a curated record
AUGGCGCAACCACAGAAAAGCAUCGCUCGAACCUCGUCAAGAGAGGUCCAAGUCGAUACACCAAAGUUACCUGAUCGCUAUGCAGAUGAGAGCUACAAGCUAUUCUCCCAGGUCAAGGUCGACCCCCCAACACCAGAGGAAGCACAGAGAAUCCGGAAUAAGUGUAUUCGCUGGAUUCUACCCUUCUUGUGUGUCGGUUACCACCUUAUGUAUGUGGACAAGCAGACUCUAGGAAGUUCUGCGAUUCUGGGCAUCCUUGAAGACGGCCAUUUAAACGCUACCCAAUACAAUUGGCUAUCAUCAAUCUUCUACCUUGGAUAUCUGUUGGCAGAGUGGCCACAGAAUCUGGCUAUUCAACGCUUCCCUGUCGCGAGAUGGCUGGCAAUCAACUUGACCGUUUGGGGAUGUAUCUUGCUGCUUCAUAUCCCAUGCAACAACUUUGCUUCAUUCUUCGUCGUCCGCUUCUUCCUCGGUGUGGCAGAGGCAAGCAUCGUGCCAUCAUUCCUCGUCAUUCUAUCCAUGUUCUUCACAUACGAUGAACAAGCAGUAUUGAUGCCCAUCAUGUGGGCUAUCGGGAACUCAAGCCCUAUCACCUCAGGACUGCUCUCUUAUGGCGUCCUCUUUAUCGAUACUGGCAGCUUCGCGCCGUGGAGAUGGUUCAUGGUCAUCACUGGCACCUUGACCGUCAUAUACGGCAUUUCCGUGUGGAUCUUCUUCCCCGGAAGUCCCAUCACGGCCCAUUUUCUCACCCCUGAGGAACGAGCACAAGCUAUCCUUCGAAUCGAGUCGAAUCACUCUGGGAUCGAGCAAAAGCACUUCAAAAAGUACCAAUUCAUCGAAGCCAUCAAAGAUCCAAAGACAUGGCUGUUCUUCCUCCAUGCAUGGUCUCAAGAAAUGGCCAACGGUCUGACCAAUCAGUACUCGCUCAUCAUCAAGUCGUUUGGCUUUACCACUCUUUAG